Messenger RNA from Pteropus alecto (black flying fox), 3245 nucleotides. It is a transcript of the gene SOX30, whose product is annotated as SRY-box 30. Gene Ontology annotation, biological process: regulation of transcription by RNA polymerase II. The transcript is spliced from 5 exons. Gene Ontology annotation, cellular component: nucleus. Gene Ontology annotation, molecular function: DNA-binding transcription factor activity, RNA polymerase II-specific; sequence-specific double-stranded DNA binding. The record is from RefSeq and is a predicted model, not a curated record. Lineage: Eukaryota; Metazoa; Chordata; Mammalia; Chiroptera; Pteropodidae. Bases 939 to 3245 code for a protein of 768 amino acids.
UAGUUGUAGCAGUACUAGAGCCCAAGCCAUUUGGGGCUUUAUAGACUUUGCCAAAUAUGUUAGACCUUUAGUGGGUGGCCAAUGGGGAGCCAAGAUUUAAGAGAGCGGGGUGUGACAAGUCUAGAUUUGUAUUUUUGGAAGAUCGCUGGCAGCUGGAGUGUAGGAGACAAGAGUAAAAAGCAGGAAGACUAUUUACAGUAUCCAGGCGAAAGACGAUGGAAGCUUGAACAGAGCAAUGGCUGAGGAAACCAAAAUAAGUGGAUGAAUUUUAGAUGUAUUUUGCAAGUAGAGCCCACAGGGCUCCUGAUUAAUAUAAAAUUUAACUAGCACAGUAAUCGUACAAAGUCCAAUAUCCCUCCCAGCAAAGGAAUCAACUAAUGUGGUUAUUGAGAAGUUGCGGGAUUUCCCUUUUCCCGUGACGCUCAGGACUUGCCGUGCAUUCCGGCAGCGCAAACAAACCGCACGUACAAGACUGGGUUCCUUAGCCCGCGCAAAGGACUCACAUGACUUUAUCACCUGGAGGUCAGUGGCGUGGAACCGCAGUUUCCCGGACAACGCCAUUGUCGGGUGCUGCGGGCGGGGGAGGGGUAACUAAGGACAACUGCCGGAAGAGAACUCAGAAGAGACGGAGAGGAAGAGAGGGGAAAAUGGGCAGCACGUGCCGCGGCCCGGGCCAUCGCGGGUGAUUCGAGGGCUCUGCACGAGAAAAGAGCGGAGGGUAGGAGGGGCCGGAGAACGCUGUGAUUGGCGGGCCGGGGUACUGGGACGCUUGCGAUUGGACGAGGCCACGACGGAGGGCGGCUUUUUGAACCGCGUAGGGUUCUGGGUAGCAAAGGCCUUGGAAGGGCCUUAACCGAAAGGGGGAGGGGGAAGGUCACCAACAAACGGCUGAGCUCACAAUCCCGGCAGAGAGCAGGCCGGGGCGUCCCCCUCCCCCCAUGGAGAGAGCCAGGCCGGAGCCGCCACCUCAGCCUCGCCAACUGCCGCGGGCGACUCCGCCGCGCCCACUGCGCCCAGCUCCGCCCCCACUGUCGGUCGAGGGCACCCCUUUUCGGGCAGCAGCUUUCGAGCCCCCUGUGUCGCCGCCUGCUCUGUGCGCGGCCGCCAUUGCUGCCGUGGCCUCGUCGUGCGGGGAGGCUGCGGCGUCGAGCGUACAGCAGUCGGCACGGCGGCUGCUACAGGUGAAGCCGGAGCAGGUGUUGCUACUGCCGCCAGGGCCACCACUGCCUCAGGCCCGGGACGAAGGCCCUGUCGCCUCGCCCGCGCAGGCGCGGCUGCUGCAGCUGAGGCCCGAGCUGCUGCUGCUGCCACCCCCGCAGCCCACGUCGGAGGGCCCCCCUUGCAGGCCCGAGUUGCAUCCGAUGCAGCCCCGGGCGCUGCACGUCAAGGCUGAAAAGCAGGAACCAGGCCACUGCUUUGAUUCUUCCGUGGGGCUUCGGAGGGCAGUCGAAGUGGGGCCUAGGACCUCAAGGGCGGCCAAGGUGGAAGGCCUGGGGCCGGCCCUCGACAGUCGCCGAGGGGACGAGAAGAAAGGCAAAUUAGAGGCGGAGGAUGUCAUGAGGAACGCGGCGAAAGGCGGGGAAGGCAAAAGCCUGUCGGCCAUCAGAGAAGGAAUCAUCAAAACGGAGGAGCCCGAGAGACUCCGCGAGGACUGUAGACUCGGCUCGGAAACCACGUCUAAUGGGCUGGUCCAUGGCAGCAAGGAGGUCAUCCUGGCCCAGCCGACCAGCGCCUUUGGGCCGCACCAGCAAGACCUCAGAAUCCCUUUGACUCUCCACACGGUCCCCCCUGGGGCCCGGAUCCAGUUUCAGGGACCUCCACCUUCAGAGCUGAUAAGAUUGGCCAAGGUCCCCUUGACACCAGUGCCUAUUAAAAUGCAAUCGUUACUGGAGCCUUCUGUAAAAAUCGAAACCAAAGAUGUCCCGCUCACCGUGCUUCCCUCCGAUGCAGGAAUACCAGACACUCCCUUCAGUAAGGACAGAAAUGGUCAUGUGAAGCGACCCAUGAAUGCAUUUAUGGUUUGGGCAAGGAUCCACCGGCCAGCACUAGCCAAAGCUAACCCAGCAGCCAACAAUGCAGAAAUCAGUGUCCAGCUCGGGUUAGAGUGGAACAAACUUAGUGAAGAACAGAAAAAACCUUAUUAUGAUGAAGCACAAAAGAUUAAAGAAAAGCACAGAGAGGAAUUUCCUGGUUGGGUUUAUCAACCUCGACCAGGGAAGCGAAAACGCUUCCCUCUAAGUGUUUCCAAUGUAUUUUCUGGUACCACACAGAAUAUCAUCUCUACAAAUCCUACAACAAUUUAUCCUUAUCGCUCACCUACCUACUCUGUGGUAAUUCCCAGCCUACAGAACACCAUCACUCAUCCAGUUGGCGAAGCCCCACCUGACAUCCAGCUGCCCACACCUGCAGUCCAGCGCCCAAGCCCCAUCACACUUUUUCAGCCCAGCGUCUCCAGUACUGCCCAGGUGGCCGUCCAGGCUCCAAAUCUGCCCCUCCGCCCAGCACUCCCCACCCAGCGCUUUGCUGGGCCCUCCCAAACGGACACUCAUCGGCUGCAUUCCGGAGCCAAUCGCUCUGUGAAGAGACCCACACCUGUCUCUCUGGAGAGCACCAACAGGAUUCCAACUAGUGCAAGUACUGCCCAUGCCAGAUUUGCAACCUCAACCAUCCCACCUCCCAAGGAGUAUCCCAGCGUUUCCACUUGUCCCAGAAGUGCUCCAAUCCCCCAGGCUCCUCCUAUUCCACACUCACAUGUCUACCAGCCCCCUCCCCUUGGCCAUCCAGCCACGCUGUUUGGGACCCCACCGCGAUUCUCUUUUCAUCACCCUUACUUCCUACCUGGACCUCACUACUUUCCAUCAAGCACGUGCCCUUAUAGUCGGCCUCCCUUUGGCUAUGGAAAUUUUCCAAGUUCAAUGCCAGAAUGCCUUGGUUAUUAUGAAGACAGGUACCAAAAACAUGAGGCUAUGUUUUCAGCUUUAAAUAGAGACUAUCCUUUUAGAGACUACCCAGAUGAACGCACACACAGCGAAGAUUCUCGGAGCUGUGAGAGCAUGGAUGGGACCUCUUACUAUAACAACCAUAGCCACAGUGGGGAAGAAUACCUAAAUCCCAUGCCACAGCUGGACAUUGGAGCCUUGGAGAACGUCUUCACAGCCCCGACGUCAACUCCCUCUAGCAUCCAGCAAGUCAAUGUCACUGAUAGUGAUGAGGAGGAAGAAGAAAAAGUGCUCAGGAAUUUAUAA